AUGGCCUCCGAUGCGGACGACGAUGACCCCUCGCGGGCGUUUGGAUCUAGGUUUGCAGAUCUAAUAAAAUGUCGAUCGGAUCAACACGUGAAUUCUUCGAACAUAACCUAUCAAGGGAAACAGAAAACAAAGAAACGUUCUGGAAAACGUGAUGAGUACCUCGAAUAUCAGUAUACUAAACAGAUUAGAGUGGAACUCAGCAACAACGGACCAAGAUUUUUAAUUCUCAAGCGAACUGAGAAAGGUGAAACGAUGAAAUCAGUUUCCCCGUUCUUUAUUAAGAAAGCGAUGGAUAGCAUCACACCUAACGUGAGCAUCAGCCGUAUGCAAGAUGGCGAAUCAUUGCUGAAGACUGUUGACAGAAAACAAGCUGAAAAACUCGUUAAACAGACAUCGCUUGGAGGAAUUCCUGUCAGUAUUGUAGAACAUGGCUCACUUAACAACUCCAUUGGUACGAUAUUCUGUUACGACCUCAAAAUGCACAAGGAUGAGGAGAUACUUUCGGAAUUGUCAAGCCAAGGUGUAACACAGGUUAAACGUAUGCAACGCAAAAACAGUGAAGGAAAGCUUGAGGAUACUGGUUCAUUUAUCCUUACAUUCAACCUUAGUAACCUUCCAAGCUCAAUCGACGUAGGAUUUUACUCCUGUAAAGUACGCCAAUAUAUCCCUAACCCUCUCCGCUGUAUGAAUUGCUUAAGGUUUGGUCAUAAGAAAACACAAUGCAAGGGCAAUCAAAUCUGUGGCAGCUGCGCACAUUUGUUCCAUGGAGAUUCGGAAUGCGAAAAGAAAUUUUUCUGCAUCAACUGUCAAGGAGAUCAUCACGCGCUUUCUAAGGAAUGUCCCAUCUACAUUGACGAAUAUGAGAUCCAAAAGAUCAAGGUCUCAGAAAAAAUAUCGAUGAGAGAGGCUAGAAUGAAAAGAAGACUACAAACACCAUAUCCUGCACCGCCGAGACAACGACGCUCUUACGCCGAAGUCACGAUGAAUCAAGGUCAACGUAAGCAACUAGAACGCCCCGAAGGAAAAAGUGCCCCGUCAAAUCAUGCGAGAAGUGGAAUAACACCGUCCAGUGAUCAGGUUGAUCGACCUGAACCAGAAGAGAGAACAGAGAUGCAAACCGGAACCAGCAAACAAUACACCAAUACUAUCGCUUCCGUUGCGGUAGUAUCUCCAGCCAUCGAGUGUUCGAUGGCUUCCCCCCCGACAUCUGCAGAACAGAUUUCUAAGAUAAGUAGUACUAAUACAACAAACCAAAAUGAACCGAAUACUAUUGAGAACUUAGAUAGUUAUACUAAUAAUACCGAUAAUAACUCAGAACUCACUAACCUCAGUUUUUUCACGCAAGCGAUAAGAGAUUCUAUUCAUCUUGAUGAACUUGUUUGA
Molecule: messenger RNA, 1383 nt
Organism: Uranotaenia lowii
Lineage: Eukaryota; Metazoa; Arthropoda; Insecta; Diptera; Culicidae
Exons: 1
Coding region: 1-1383 (460 amino acids)
Source: RefSeq, a predicted model, not a curated record